Talaromyces rugulosus is the source of this 3114-nucleotide messenger RNA. RefSeq lists its product as uncharacterized. NCBI's taxonomy places the organism in Eukaryota, Fungi, Ascomycota, Eurotiomycetes, Eurotiales, Trichocomaceae. Bases 1 to 3114 code for a protein of 1037 amino acids. Gene Ontology annotation, molecular function: small GTPase binding. Gene Ontology annotation, biological process: protein import into nucleus. The transcript is spliced from 3 exons. Gene Ontology annotation, cellular component: cytosol; nuclear envelope. The record is from RefSeq and is a predicted model, not a curated record.
AUGGAGCAGGAGCUCCUCCAGCUGCUCGCUGCCACCCAAUCCCCCGCAGCCAACACGCGGAGGUCCGCUGAACUGCAGCUGCUGCAUUUGUACUCCAACGAAGCCUUUCCUCUGUCGCUCGUCGCCGUUGCAUCGCAUGAAUCCGUCGAGCUGCCGCUGCGCCAGUCCGCUUUGUCCGUCCUGCGCGCCUUUGUCCUCGCUGCCUGGUCGCCCGUGCUCGACGAGUUCAAGGGCCAGGUGCUCAUCAAUGAUGCCAACAAGGCCACCCUGCGCCGUGCCCUCCUCGAUCUCGCUACUACAACCGAAACGAACCGCAAGAUCAAGGCCUCGGCCAGUUAUGCCGUGAGCAAAAUCGCCGCCGCCGACUUCCCGGAAGAAUGGCCCGACCUCCUCCCCUCGUUGAUGCAGAUCAUCAAUGACCAGGCCAGCAGUGAUAUCGCUCUACACGGUGCACUGAAGGUCUUGCUGGACUUGGUCGAAACCGGCUUCAGCGAGGAGCAAUUCUUCAACAUUGCUCGCGAACUCGUCUCGACCCUCUUCACUGUGGCUACCAACGAAUCACGCAAGACCAUCUUGCGCGCCCUCGCCGUCUCUGUCUUUCGAUCAUGUUUCGACACCCUCGAGAUGGUGCUGGAGCAGCACAAAGCUGCUGUUAAGCAGUUCAUGGACGAGGCUCUUUCCGGCUGGUCGCCCUUUUUCUUGACGGUCAUGAAGGCCCCCCUUCCACAGCGUCCAUCCGAGGAAGAGGAGGCGAAAGACACCGAACUUCCGUCCCAGUGGAGAGGUGCUAUUGCCCUGAAGCUGCAGGCAAUUAAGACCGUCAUGAAAAUCCGCAUGGUAUUCCCAACACUCUUGACCACACAAAGCCCGCAGCUGUUCACCACUCUCUGGGAGGAACUUUCCAACAUCCAGGGCCACUACUUUGAUAUGUACAUCGAGGACGAGCGCCAAGGCCGGUUGGAAGAUGCAGAUGGCCUGCCAUAUACCUUGGACAUCCUCGUCUUGGAAGAAAUCGAUCUCAUGCAGGCCCUGAUAAAAGCCCCCCCUGUCAAGGCCGAACUACAAGCCCAAUUGCAGAAUGCCGGCCAAGCCGCAACAAGCACUGGCUGGCUUCCAGAAAUUAUCAAGCUGGCAAUCUCCUACGCCCAGAUCACGACUGAAGAAGAAGGCUUGUGGGAUAUUGACGUUAACCUAUUCUUAUCAGAAGAGACCUCGGUGACGGCCAACUACACGCCCAGGACGUGUGGUGGUGACCUUCUGAUCAAGCUCGGAGAGUGGCUGAAAGUGACGGUUGUCCAAGCAUUGGUUACCUAUAUCAACACCCUCUUUGCCGAUCCUGCCUCAACGUGGAAACAACGUGAAGCUGCUUUGUAUAUUUUAAACCAGUUGCUCCGCGAUUUCAACGAAGUCGAGCAACAGAUUCCCGUCGACGUAGCAUCGGGCUUCACCAACAGUAUUCAGUUUGCUUUCCAAAACGAACAGGAUUUCCUACGUGCUCGUGGCUAUCUGCUAGCCGGUGCCCUUUCCCAGACGGCAGGCCCUGGAUUUCAACAGGUUGCAGCUAGCUACCUCGAUGCAACGAUGAAGGCGAUUUCUCAGGACUCUUCGGAAGUAGUCCAGGUUGCUUCUAUUCGCGUGCUUCAGGAUAUCUUGCCAGCCUUGCCAUCAACCACCACACAGCCAAUGCAAAUCCCCAUAAUCACUUCCAUAUCCCAAUUCAUCGCUGCUCAUGAUUUAAGAGAGGGGACCGACAAUGACGACCUCAAAGUGACUCUUGCGGAAACACUUCGUGACACUAUCAUGGUCGAGGCCAAUGUCGUUCUCGACUCGACGGCUCUGGACGUCUUGUUUAACGUGGCGAGCAACGGCGCCGACAACUUCCAUCUGGUGAUGAUAGUCACGGAAUCCUUCGAGGAUAUUGUGCAGUAUGUUUCACAACAAGGCUUUGAUGCAUAUGUCCGGCUAUGUGAAAAGGUCUUGCCAUCUCUGACUGGUGCUAUCGAUGUUGGAAGCAUGACUGAGGAAAGCGCACUGACUGUUCUGGCGGCCGACCUUCUCCGUGCUCUGGCUGACUAUGGCUCCGAACCUCUUCCCAAUGGAUUUGUGGCAACUGUGAUGCCCAAACUGAACCGUCUGCUACUUGACUCUUGUGACGGAGAGCUCAUUCGACCAGCCACGCUGGCGGUCCGCCAUAUUCUGGCACACGACUUUAACCAAUUCCUCGCAUGGCGCGAACCGGAACAGGGCAAGGAAGCCAUUGAGACAGCCCUGGUGAUCAUCGACCGCUUGUUAGGUCCCGACGUUGACGAUAUCGCUGCCGCCGAGGUCGGUCAGCUGGCUGCAGAGUUGGUCGAAAAGGCCGGGUCCGAAAAGCUAGGACCAUAUCUGCCACAGCUGCUCCAAGCAGUUGCCCGGCGUCUUGCCACGGCCCAGCAGCCUCAAUUCAUUCAGAGCCUGAUUCUCGUCUUUGCCCGGCUAACCCUGAUCAGCCCUCGCGAAGUGGUUGACUUUUUGGCUCAAGUUGACCUCAGCGGCCAGAGCGGGUUGAGUGUCGUGCUGAGUAAAUGGCUGGAGAACUCGGUCAAUUUUGCCGGCUACGACGAAAUUAAACAAAACAUCAUUGCACUCUCCAAGCUAUACAACCUCGAAGAUCCUCGCGUGGCGCAAGUCCAGGUGAAGGGAGACCUUAUUAUUCAAGAUACCGGCCGGAUAAAGACCCGCUCGCAAGCCCGCAACAACCCAGACCAAUUCACCAGUGUUUCGGCCAGUUUGAAGAUCAUUAAAGUCCUCGUAGAAGAGCUUGCCGGGGCGUCUGGCAACAAAGAGAUUGACGCGGCCGCAGCCGCCGCUCUCGAAGAAGCAGACAGCGAGGACGACGAGUGGGAGGACAUUCCGGGCAACACACUGGACCUUGGUCUUGGAGUGACCAAGCAGGAGCUGAUGUCGUUUGGCGAGGGUGGCAGUGAAAGUGUAUUUGCUGUUCGGAAGCGAGACGACGAGACGCAAGGCUUCCUAGUACAAUUCUUCCAGGAGGCAUCAACCAAGCCUGGGUUCCAAGAGCUCUUCAACAUCCUCACUCCGGCAGAGCAGGAGAAGCUUCGCAGCCUGGGCUGA